AUGGCUCGGGUGGCCCAGAAAGUCCACUGGUCUAGAGCUGCAGCAACAGCAGCCACCGCUGCCAAAGCCAAGAGACCAAAGCUUAAGAAGACCGCCGCCAAAAGAUUCAAGCUUAAUAGGAAGCAAAACCCUAGAUCUAAGCUUCCCAAGAGAUCUUGUCGUUUCUUCAUUCAUUCUCUUUCUCAUUCUGGUUCCCGUUGUUGCUGCGGUCGUUCUUGUCGUUCUUGUCGCAGAACUGCAUUUAAGAUUACGAAGAAGGGGGAACAAUCACUUAGAAGGAGAAUUAGGAGACGAAUCAAGAGUGCUACUGAACUUCGAUUGAUGCAGAGCCAACUGGAGCGGAGCCAACUGGAGCUGAUCGAACCGGAACCGACUAUGGCUUUGGAGACAAGCGAGAUUACAGUGGCAUUGUUCUCUCAUGAGAAUGCCAAUGUGUCUGAGCCGGAGGAAGUUCCACCAUUCCUCGACAGUGACUGGGUUCUGAAUGGAGACUUGGCCAGCUCCUAGACCCCGAACGGGUCCAAAGACCCAUAAAACAUCAGUGAACGGGUUUAGGAGCUGAGCUGUGGUCCUGUCAAGGCCACUCAUCACCACAAACUAAUUUGUAUGAUGGUGAAAAUAA
Molecule: messenger RNA, 622 nt
Organism: Mus caroli (Ryukyu mouse)
Lineage: Eukaryota; Metazoa; Chordata; Mammalia; Rodentia; Muridae
Product: cysteine-rich perinuclear theca protein 1-like
Source: RefSeq, a predicted model, not a curated record